CCCUCCGCUUCAGUGUCCCUCUCCCUCCCCCGCCUUCUCUCUCUAUCUCUCUUUCUAUUCUCUGCCUCUCCAUUUUCAAAGUUGUAGUUUUUGUCAUGGAGCCAAACCCUAAAUGCUACUGCUAGCCGCUGGUAUUCUUCUAGAGAAACCAAGUUAGAAAGUUGCAAUCUUUAUAGGGUUUGGUAUGUAAAAUCCCCCAUGGAGAAUACAUUGAUUGUCAUAACAAGAUGAAGCUUUUUCAAGCCCCUUCCUCUCAAUCAAGAGCUUCCUCUGUUCUUGUCAAUGUUAUGCCCUUUUAUAGUCUUUCAAUCAGCUUUAGCAACCCAAUGUCUCUUUCAGUGUGUGGUUUUUGUAGGGUCUUUCAACCGAAUAAAGGCAACAACUUCAUUUUCUUGGCAAUGACCAAGGCCUGUGUAAGUAGAUUUUACAGUUUUUACCAUGAAGCCCCAAGGCCAUUGUUUCCCAGGGGAAAGUAUGGAGGUGGAUCUUUCAAAACCUUAUCCACUUGCUCUGCACCUUUGAUCUCUUCAACAGACUCUCUCAUUGUCUGUCCCCCCUCAUCACUAGCAUUGGCCGCCUGCAUUACGCAUUCUGAUGUAUCCCAACGUUCAGAAGAAUGGUUUGCACUGAGGAGGGACAAACUGACCACAAGCACCUUUAGUACUGCCUUGGGUUUUUGGAAGGGAAACCGUCGUUUGGAGCUCUGGAAUGAGAAGGUUUUUGCACCAGAGAUAAAUAUCAUUGAAACUUCUAAGAGAGCCUUGGAAUGGGGUGUGCACAAUGAAGCGGCAGCUUUAGACAGCUAUAAAAGCAUCACAAGUCGUGAAGUUAGUCAUUUGGGAUUUGCAAUCCAUCCAGCACAACAAUUUGAUUGGCUUGGUGCUUCUCCAGAUGGUCUCCUGGAGGGUGGCAUCCUGGAAGUUAAGUGUCCCUAUAACAAGGGGAAGCCAGAGAUGGCUCUGCCCUGGUCAACCAUGCCUUUCUAUUACAUGCCUCAAGUUCAAGGGCAAUUGGAAAUAAUGAAUAGAGAAUGGGCAGAUUUGUAUUGCUGGACACCAAAUGGAAGCACAAUAAUUCGAGUGCAUAGGGACCAUAGUUAUUGGGAGCUAAUACACCCCAUUCUACGGGAAUUUUGGUUGGAAAAUGUGAUACCUGCCAGGGAAGCUCUGUUGCUUGGUAGGGAAGAGGAGGCUAAAUCAUAUAAACCGACAUCUACUCACAGACAUACAGGACUUAUAAUUGUUAAGAGCUUAAAGUUAGCUAAUGAAUGCAAGCUGUUAUGUAGGGAGAUUGCUGGUCAUGUUGAAUUUUAUAAGUGAUAAACUUCAAAAUGGUAUUUUGCAAUUUAUCACGCAUAGAGUAGGCUGCUUUACUGUGCAAGGAGCAGCAGGAUCAUACCCAGUUCAAGUAUAGCAGCUCAGCAAUAGAAAAGCGAGAGGAUUAACCGCAUGUUCAAACAGAUUGCUGAUAAGAAGUGGUGGAGCAAAAAAUGUCAUUUGGUUUUUGUAUUCUGUCAAGUGUCUAAUGAGCUUCUCUAUUUAGUGUUCCAUUUAUGAUUUACAGUCAUCCAUCAGUUAGCUGUUGGAUUUUGUCAUGUAUUAUAUUCUUCAUGAACCUGAUUCAUAAUAUCAUAAAAGAACUUACGCAAAUGUGGUUUCUUUUCUGGUGAAA
Hevea brasiliensis (rubber tree) is the source of this 1671-nucleotide messenger RNA. RefSeq lists its product as uncharacterized. The record is from RefSeq and is a predicted model, not a curated record. NCBI's taxonomy places the organism in Eukaryota, Viridiplantae, Streptophyta, Magnoliopsida, Malpighiales, Euphorbiaceae. The transcript has 2 exons. Bases 228 to 1319 code for a protein of 363 amino acids.